UGGGUCUUAAUGAAAGACUGUACAAUAGUAUUCCGUUGUAAAAUUUCAGUCUGACGGAAGCAGGCACCGUUUUGCUCAAAAUGUAACAUUGAAUAUAUGAGAGUUGAGAGCCAAAAGUACGAUACAAACUUAUAGUUCCCACCCAUGACUACGGAAUAGACAGGGAUUAGUGACGUCAGCACGCAGUUCCCCACAAUGCUCCUUCACUCCCACAAUUCCUUGGAACUACCGCAAAGCGAGAAAAUGUUUUAUACAGACAAGGGCUUGAUGCUUAUUAAAGUAGCAAGAUAUUCUGCCCUACUUGGAGUAAUUAAUGGACAGGAAAGAUAAUGGCCCUUGAGGAAGAGAAGGUAGCAGCAAUAUCGAAAGAUUGUAACGGAUUGGAAAAUGACAAAGGAAUGGUUUGUUUUACAACCCGCCGACGUUCUUCUCCACGAAAUCUAGGGAACUUAUCAGCUGGCUCUUACAAGUCUUUAAUGGUUCAGAAUUUACGACUGGAAGAGCAACAAAAGGCUAAGGAGGAAAAGAGGUUGCGGGAACAGGAGAAGAAGGAUGCAAAAGAAGCUAUUCAAAAAGAAAUUGAAAUAUGGGAGAAAAACCUCCUUGCCCAGACUGAACAUACUCGGAUGGAAACUAUGUGGGAAAUCCCAGCUAUUGGUCAUUUCCUUUGCUUGGCACAGUGUAUUCUCAAUUUACCCGAAGUAAUAUUCUAUGAACUAGAACGCUGUUUAUUGAUGCCUCAGUGUAGCACUUUUUUAGCGAAAAUAAUGACAUCAUUGUUGAGUCUACCACAUCGCAGAGCAACUUUACAUCGGAGGCCCACACUUUCUUACAAAGAAUGGGAAGCUGCACUGAGGCGAAAAGUACUUGAGUGGUACACUGUUGUUGGGCAAGCUGAGAACCCUGAUAACUGCGCCGAACAACUUGGGCUUUGUCAUCAGUUUUUUCAAGUCCUUGGUGAAAGCAGUCCUCUGGAGGAGAAACCAUUUCAUGAGUUGUCAUUUUAUCAGAAAACAUGGCUUUUGAAAGGACUCUGUGACUUUGUGUAUGAAACACAAAAGGAAGUGCAAGAUGCUGUUUUGGGACAACCAAUUCAUGAGUGCAGAGAAGUGAUUCUGGGGUAUGAUUCACAAGAGAAUGCUUUCAUACAUUUUCCACAGUUCUGCGGUGCAGACAUAAGAAUUUAUAAACAGAGACCUCUUCAGGCACCAAAGUUUCCAAUUCCAUCUAUAAAAAUCAAAAGCGUACCAGUGGUAAAAUUAGAAAAGGUGGAGCUGGAUUGCUCAGAACAAUACAGAGAAUACCGAAGUAAUGUGGAUGAUGGCUUACCUGUUAAGAGUUUAGUUAGCAUUCCCAAGCAGGAAGACUGCAUGUCUAGUUGUGCUUCUGUAAAAGAGGAAGUCGGUUGCCAUGCUGUUCCAUUGGUAAAGAAAAACUGUGACAUAUCCAGCUAUGAGGCCAGUGAUGCAAAGGAAGUGGUUGCAGGUCCUUGCAAGGAAAACUGUAAUACAUUUUCUAAUCCUUUGAAUACUUUGGGAUAUGAAGAGCCUCUUAGUCCAGGGAAAGUUGGAGUCGUGGGAAAUGGGGACAAGAACAGUGAAUUUUCCUCAGUUAAAGUGGAAGAAAGCCGCCUGAAUGAAAAUGCACUGAAAACGUGUAAAGCACACUUGACUGACAGUCACAGUGACCAGGUGGCUAUUAAUUGUCACAGAACUUCAAAGGGUAAUACUAUAAGCACUUCACUGAUGAACCAAAAACAAAGUUUUUUUAAGAUGCACAUGAAGAAGAAGAAAAAGAAAAAGAAAAUUAAAGAUGUACUGAACAAGGGCUUUCAGACAAGACCUGAUGGUCUUCGUCCAAACCCAUCCAAGUCUUCUAAACCUGAUAUUCUUAGGUUGAACAUCAAAAAGAAGUUGAAGCACAAGAAACACAAAUCAGGAAAGAAAUCUGUUAAUAAAAAGGCAAAUUUAAAGAAGAAAAAUACUUACCCAAGACCAUCUGCUGAGCCACAGUUUCAGCUUGUUUGCACUAAUCUUGAAGAACUCAGGAAACUGAUCUUAAAAACUGAGGAAGAAUUAAAAGAUCUGGAGCGUAAUAGAAAAAAAUCUGGAAAAUGGUACAAUCGCAGAAAAGCAGUAAAGGAAUUGCACAGUACUCUGAGAAGGCUGCUGAAUGAACUUCUGCCUUGGGAACCAAAGCUUAUUAAAGCUUUCCAAAGAAACAGAGCUCGUUUGAAGAAAGAUUAUGAUGAUUUCGUAAGUCAGCUUGAUCAUGACAAGUUUGACAGAAUUGGGUUCGCAAGUGAGGAGAAUGAUGGAGAAACUGAUAGAGAUUUUCCUAAAAUUGAAACACACAAACUGCCAGACUUAAAUGAGGAAAUGCCUCAAAAAGAUCAUCAGGAAUCAGGUAAUACAACACUAUCAGAGAUGGACCGCCCUGUAGAAAACAUGAAGCUACUGAAAAGGGAUGUCCUAUCAAAUGAAGUUCAGAAGACUUUCCCUAAGCAUUUUAAACGGUCACUGAAGCAAAGCAGUUGCACAGAUGAGUGUCUUGAGGAAUACGCAGAGAGGAAAAAAAUCAAGCUGUCUAUAGAUGGAAUCACAGACCAGGACACAACUGGCACAUUAUUUGGACCACACUCAGAAAAUUGGCAAUCUGAAUCAAAAACAGAACUUUCAUCUGAAUCAGCUAUUGAUCUCAGCUCUUCAGCACUCUGUGCAGCAUUUGUGAAAGGAACCAAGCCUGCUAUUCAAGCUUUGCUUGCAAAGAAUGACGGGAACAAAGUGACUCUAACAAGUCAUCAACUCUUGUCUUUGGAACGUGAUUCUGAAAAGCAGUCAGUAGCUGUUUCACAUUCAAAACCAACAAGUGUAUUUUGUCAUGCUGCAACAAAUACACCUGUGCAGAUGCUUUGUAAAAUGCCAGUUGGCUCCCGUGUGCCAGUUAGUCCAAGUGACAGUCCAUUUAAAAUUCAAGUCCAGCCCAUCACUGACUCUAACACUGGAGAAAAGGUCAUGCAACAGGUUGUCUUUCUUCCCCCAAAAUUUAUUAUCCAACACAAGGAAGCCAAAUCUGAAAGUGACUGUCAGUCGGAUACAUCUACUUCUACUUUUAACAGUCCAACUGAAGUAAGCAUACCUUCUUCUGUUGCUGUUCAGAUAUCUCCAUUUGCUAACACAGCAACUUCAUUGUCUAGCUCACCAGUGACUAAAAACAUUUCUUCAUCAAGUAAAGCAACAUCGCUGAAAUUGCCGUCCUCAGCAGCAAGUCUGUCACUUCCCACGGUCAAGGUGGCACAGUGUGAAACCGCCAUCAUGAGAACUGGAGUUCCAAAUCCUACAGCUGUGGUAAGUGCGCCAGCAAACUUUACUGCAGCAGAUCAGUCCACAUCUGCCCUACAGACAGAUCAUUUAGCAUCUCUCCCGCCUUUGCCAUCAGUUUUGACACUAUCUAAAUCUGCUGGUACCGCUGUUUCUGUUGCAAAGACAAAACCACAGCAGGCUGAAGAAUUCUCGGAAACUAAACAGGAACUAAAGACUAUAUGUAUAAGGGAUUCUCAGUCCAUUCUUGUUAGAACCAGAGGUGGAAAUACAGGUGUAGUAAAAGUACAAACAAACCCAGACCAAAAUUUGCCAAAUAGUUUAACUCCAAAUCCAGUGUUCACUUUUACUCCUCAGUUUCAAACGUUCUUGGUGUCAAAGUCUGCAGCAGUAUCUUCUACUUUGUCAACAACCACUGCAACCAGAACUUCUGUCAUUGGUCAUUCUCCCCUUCCUCACUUUGUCAAAAGUCCUGCUUCAGUUUCAAUCCCAGUCAUUUCUGGUAAUUUAAAUAGAUCUGUGGAGAAAAUUCGGCAGACAUCUGUAACCCACGCUGCAGGUAUCGGUGGAUCUGGGCAGCCAUCGAACCGAUCUACUCCAGUAUUUUUUUCCUCACCCACAUCUUCCAGCUCAUAUCUUUCAGUGCCUACAAGCAGCUCUAUAAAUGUAAUUAACAUGGCAGCUGGUUCUGUUUGUGCUGUAUCUUCUGGAAGUGCAGGCCCAACUAACAUGGUGGUAAACCAGAAUUCAUCAGUGCAGUCUGAAUCUAAAAGAAAAAAACUGUUUGUUACUCAGUCUGAAUCUGCUUUGCCAGCAGCUGGAAGUCUGGAACUGGGGACAUCAGUUCCGAAGGUCAUGUUGGCCACAGCUUCAUCUGUUGUUCCUUCCUCUAGUUCAGCCAAGGGUAGCAUGGCGGCAGGUUCUUCAGCUGCAUCUCUUCCUCCUCAAAAGUUAAUGUUCUUCAACCCUCCAGUUACAGCAGCAGCCUCUAGUAUUGUUGCAGAGUCACUAAAGCAAGCAUUGCCUUUUUCAAUAGGUAAAACAUAUUUGAGAACUACAGAACAAAAGCAGAUGCUGUUGAUCCCUCACAGUAUGGGGGCUCCAGUUAUUGCUAAUUCAUCAUCGACUAUUUCUCAGGUGAAAGAAGUGAAAAUUGGUUUGAAUAUAGGUCAGGCUAUUGUUAACACGGGGAGUGGUAUUCAGAAGGUUCAACAAAUUCACAUGCUGCCAAACCUGCCUGGUAAAGUAAAAGCCCCACUGACUUCUGUUCCUUUACCAGCAGCAACAGCUGUCAGUUUCUCUUCUUCAUCUGAAAACCAAAAUAAAGUAGCAUGUAGCAACUCUGGAGCUUCUGGUUAUACUGUUAAAUCAAACGUGUCUUUAGGUUCAGGUACAUUAAAGUCUAGGUUUGCAUCUACAGUUAAUGAGCCUGCUGCAAUUGGUGAGAAUAUUACAUCGAGGAUUACAACAGCUUCAAGCAGUCCACAUACUUUUUCAGGCACUGGAAACACUGUUGCAUUGUCUACAGUAAAAACAGGUCAUCUUGCAUCCUCUGUAUUAAUUUCAACCACCCAGCCAGCACUGUCUUUGCCACAGCUUCCAGUGCCAACUACAGCUAUUUUGUCUGCUGCUACAGUCACUGCCUCCACCACACAGACUUCAGUAACAUUUCCAUGUGCUGGUCAAAAUUUACCUCUUUUGAAAGGACAACCUCAGACCUUGCCACUUACUAAGUCUUCAGAAAAUACAACAUGCAUUAGUAAAUCUCACAUUUUGCCAACUUCUUGCCUUUCCACCUCUUCGUCUGUAAUACCAGCCGUUGCAUUAAUGAAGCAGUCUACUUCAGCAAAGCCUGUGCAAGUUGAUGGCACAUUUACAAGUGUUUCUUCCACAGUACAGGUUGGUACAGCUCCAACAACUUUAGCAAGUCAGGGAGGGGUACGUUUAUCGGAACCUAACUUACAGCAAAAAAUAGUCCUUAACACAAGCACUAGAUUGGCUCCUGGUACCCAUAUCAUGAUUAAUAAUACAAGAUUUGUGGUUCCAACUCCAGGACUUGGGGCUGGUAGCCACAUUUUGUUCAUUUCUAACAGUGCAAAGCAAGGAACUUCUGCGGUUGUCAAUAGUCAGCAAAUCCAGAAGAAUAUACCUUUGGGCAAUGAUGUUUUAAGUGUGGAGAAUUUGAAACAGUCUUUGAAAAGCACCACUCAAGUUGUGAACUCUGUCAGCAAUGCACAUACUGUGCCUAUUCCUGCAUUAGUACCACAAGUAAAUAAUUUUGUCAUUAAAACGCCAGUCUCACUUGCCACUGCCACUGUAACAGCAGCUUCCAUGUUCAAUUCCCAGCAAACAUUUUCAUCCCAGACAAUUCAGACUCCAUUCAUACAAUGCACUAAGUCUCAGUUGCCAGUUAGUUCUUCCUCAUUUCCGUCAGACACUACCAUUGAGAAGCUGUUGGUCAGUCCAGAAGGAGCUAUUUUGAACUCUCUCAGUACUGCAGCAGUCACAUCAGCCUCACUGUCAUCAGUGCUAUCUCCUGCUGUGGCACCCUCCGUUGUAAGCAGUAACACCGUCUUCCCUUCUGUUCAAGUUCCUUUACCUGCUAAGUGUGACACAAAAACAUACACAGAGUAAAACAGCCAAACGGAUGAGCUGUUUCAAUUCCUUAGGGCAUUUUUUUUUACACAGUGAAAAUAAUCUUUGUACUUUAUUUAAGGAUUUUCUUCUAGCAUUUCAAAGUUUCAAAAAAUGGUGUUUGAAGUAGAUUGCUAUUACAGUUACAGUUUUUCUAAACAUUACAGUAGCCAGACUUAUAACUCACUUUUGUCAUGUGUCUUCUUGAGUUAUACUUGUAGAAUGAUGUUUUUAAAUGUUUUUAUAUUUAACUAGUCUGAUCUAAAUUUGUUUGAACUACAAGGCAGGUUUGAUCUUAAAUCUUUGGGGGGGGGAACAUUUAAUUUAGCAUUUUGCACACUUAUUUCUUCUAAUCUGUAUGCAUCUAAAAUGCAUACUUUAUGUUAUGUUUAUAAAGUUGUUCAAUAUGUUGUCGCUGUAAAAAAAAGUGUAUUUAUAAAUUAUAAAUGUUAAGUUCUAAUGUAAACUUGUAAAUAUUUCUGAACUCUAACAAACUUAAGUAUGUGUACAGAGGACUAUGUUGUCUUAUUUAUGUUUUUGUUUACAUACUGUAUAGAUUUUUAAAUAUUUUAGUAAAUUUGGACCAUUGAACUGUUUAGAAAUGAUGCAGAAGAAUCUGCAUGUAAUAAAAUACGUGAUUCAUUUACUUGAAAAGUAUUUCAGAUUCUGCCUUGUCUUACAGUUGUCUUCAGUAACUGUCUGCAUUGUCAGUAAAUAGUGUUUAAUGCACUGAUAUGGAUAACUUGUAUUUGUUUCACAACUGUGAUUUAGCUUUCAUUUGACAUGAGAAAAAAUAUACCAUGAGCAUAAAUAUA
Protopterus annectens (West African lungfish) is the source of this 6769-nucleotide messenger RNA. RefSeq names its product KIAA2026 ortholog (gene BRD10). The coding region runs from base 330 to 5954 and encodes 1874 amino acids. The record is from RefSeq and is a predicted model, not a curated record. The transcript is spliced from 9 exons. NCBI's taxonomy places the organism in Eukaryota, Metazoa, Chordata, Ceratodontiformes, Protopteridae.